AUGUUUGAAAAUCCAAUCACUCUGGUCAUGCUCGGACCAACCAUGAGUGGUAAAACGGAAGCAGUAAAAAUCAUUCGCUACUAUAAUUCGCAAAUCAUGUUUCGGACAUCCAGCUCUGCAAUCAAAAAAGAAUCCGAGUGUGUGGUUCGAUAUGAUCAAUGGUCUGGACAAAGCUAUCGCGAUAAAGAGUUGUAUUACUCACGUUUGAGAGAAUCCUAUCAAGAACCAACCAUGCAUAUGGAUUAUUUAAAUUUUGUAUAUUUACCUCCCAAUGGAGAGAAAGUAGUGCAAAUUGUGGAUAUUGGUGGACAUGAAAAAUUAAUGAAGAAUGCUUCGAGUGGGAUUUCAUUAAGCGAAAAUUCUGCAGCAUUGAUCGUUGUUUCAGUAGAUUCCAUCAAUUUUCAAGGAAAUCAAAAAACAUUGCAUGACCAUUUAAUGUUCGCUCGAGUGAAUGGGAUUAAACAAGUAGCAGUGUGUGUAAAUAUGAUGGAUACGAAGGAUUUUUGUGAAGAGGAAUUUUGUCAAGUGACAGAACGAAUUUUGAAGCCUGCUUUAAAAAAUAUUUUGGGAAUUAAGAAUUUGUCGGAAGUGCCAAUGAUACCCACAAGCUUGGUGCUUGAAGAAAAUGUAAUGAAAAAUUCAGACAAGAUGCCUUGGUACAAAGGUGAACCUUUGUUAAGUGUUGUUGAUUCGUUGACAACUCCAUCUUGUCAGCAAUGGAAAAAGUAUGCACCACUACGGCUUUCUGUCAUUGACUCGUACAGAAUUAGUGGUAUUGGGACAGUAUUGAUUGGUCAGCUUCAUACAGGAAUUUUACAACCUGAUACGAUGGUCAAAGUUCCAACGCUGAAAGGAACAAGCCAAGACUUGCUGGUAAAGUAUAUUGAAAUAGAUCACAAAACAGUCCCAAACGCAUUUCCUGGAUCGGUGAUUGGAAUUCAUGUAUCGCAGUUGCCUGUGAGUAGCUGCAGAAGAGGUUUAGUGUUAAGCGACCCCAAGAACCAUCCAGCAGCUUUUACACUAUUCUUUGAAGCGAAAAUUAAGAUCUUAGAUUGCCCAAAUAUUAUUAAGGAAGGAUUCACACCAAUGGUGGAUUGUGGUUUGGCUCAUGUGGCCUGUAGAUUUGAAAAACUAAUGUAUACCAUUGAUGCUACAACACGUAGAGUGGCUUCAUAUCAUCCUUCAUUCCUUAACAAGAAUGAUUUAGCUGUUGUGAGAUUACGUCCCAUAAAGAAGAGAUUUCUACUAGAAAGAUAUAACGAUUUCCCUUGCUUGGGAAGAAUAACAGUACGGGACAAUAACAAAAUUGUAGCAAUUGGAACAGUUACCAGGAUUGUUAGAGAAGGAGACGAUCAUAAUUUACCAACGUUGUACAAUUUUUCCAAGUACGGUAACUAUGUUAUGGGUACAUCAACGAGUUCACUAAGAGAUAUUUCUAUCACAUGCCAACAUUAA
Naegleria lovaniensis is the source of this 1455-nucleotide messenger RNA. RefSeq lists its product as uncharacterized. The record is from RefSeq and is a predicted model, not a curated record. The transcript has a single exon. Gene Ontology annotation, molecular function: GTP binding; GTPase activity. Lineage: Eukaryota; Heterolobosea; Eutetramitea; Acrasida; Naegleriidae. The coding region runs from base 1 to 1455 and encodes 484 amino acids. Gene Ontology annotation, biological process: translation.